CGUAGAGGUUAUUAUAUAUUGGAUAAUGAUAUAACAUCUAAACCUCCGCGAUUCAUUCUUAUUCCUGAUGGGAAGGCCAGCAAUAUGGCAUCCAAAGCAGUGGAGAGCGGAAAAGGUAACAAGGGUAAACAAGAAGAAAAAUCAACAUCCAAUAUGUACAAAAUUCCAGAUAUUUAUGGUGAUGUUCCUAUUCCGCCUCCAGAGCAAGUUUCGAAAAUGUACAAAGUACCCAAUAUAUAUAUUUAA
Molecule: messenger RNA, 246 nt
Organism: Acaulospora morrowiae
Lineage: Eukaryota; Fungi; Glomeromycota; Glomeromycetes; Diversisporales; Acaulosporaceae
Source: the annotation of a GenBank genome assembly